AUGGCCUGCCUUCGCGUCACGGUGCGUCAGCCCAGCGGCGCCAGCUUCGAAGUGGACCUUGUAAAAAGCGGCAGCGGCACGCUGCAGCGAUUGAAAGCGCAAAUUGCGACCAGGACCAAGAUAGCCACCGCCCGACAAAAACUGUUGGUGGGGCAUGAGUUGCUGUCAGAACAGAUGCUGGAAGCAGAGACCGAAGGACUGGAGGUUCUGCUGAUUUCCUGUCGAUCCUGCAGCCUUGUGUCGCCAAUAUAUGCAGCUCCCGCUGUGUGGGAUGCGGAAGCCAAGACCUUGCUAAAGCCGGCUGUGGUGCAGGAUGGGCUACUUUUUCAGCACACCUGCGAUGCAAUGUAUUUGGAUGACGGUGAAGUCUACGUCUUGUUGGUCGCUGCCCGGGAAAAUCCUGAUGAGCACUGGCUGGACCUCUGGCGCGGUGUGCCGGGCUCGUCCGUGCGACAUUUCCCGCUGCCCAGUGACUGGCUGGAUGGAGGGCGAGGGGACGCCCAGCUGACACCGGAUGGAGAAUUCGUGGUUGCUUGGGGCGGCAUGGGAGAGACCUUGCUGUGGCGUGUCACGGGCGGAACGGCACAUGUCACGGCGGAUGGAUCCGAUUGGCCUGGCUGUCCUAGGGCGAUGUCGGUGGACUACGCCAUCUUUGACGGUGGGCAAGGACGGCUUCAAGUGUGGGACUAUCAUCAAGGAGUGCCGAAGCAUACCUUGGAGUUCCCGUUUGCGGGAUUCUCGGGCAUCGACAUGCUGAUUUCCCAUUCUGGUGCCUAUGUUGCCUUGUGGGCCUGCAACAAGGUGCUUGAAAUUUUUGCCGACAACGGAGAGCGCGUGGGCGACGUUUCCCCGGCCUUCGGUUUUCAUUUGAAGAAUAUGGCCUUCUCACCCGAUGAAUCGGAGAUCGCUCUGCAGUACCGAGAAGACCCUCUAAAACUGCGCGUCAUUCGGAACUUCAUCGCAACGGAUCGUCAGGAACUCAUCGUAGUGCUGCACAGCGAUUUUCCGCAUUAUUUCAUCAAAGUGGACUACUCCGCAGACGGCCAGACCUUAGCCGUUCUACAAGCCUCUGGUGCUCUGCACCGAUUCAAGCGACAAUCAUGGGACUCCUUGGAUGACAGCUGGGAAGAGCUGCCAUACAUGCCUAAGCCAAGCGCCGAGGAUGUGAUGCGCUCGGGCGUUUGCCAGGACUACAACACUUAUUUCCGUUACACCAGAGAUGGCUCAGUGGGAUUGAUGGAUUUAGAGUCUGGACAUUUGCUGCACUAUUUGCCGAUGUCAACAAGAACAGGUCUCACUGAUGACGGGUAUGCACGAGAAGCCUGCGCCGAGACGGCAGAGCAAGCUGCUGAGCUGCGGGAUGCAGCUUUGGAGGGUAUCUACCAUCGCUUGGUGCACCUGGUGGUCGGCUUGGUCACUGACAAGAUGCAGGGUGAGGCGAAGGCCAUCAGUCAAAGCAUCUCCAUCUUGGAAUUUCCCUCCGUUGAUCCAACCGCUCCACCGGGCUUCCACGGGCUUCUCUUACAGGGCCUGUCGGAGGCCCGCUUCGGCCGCAUCUUACAUGCUGCACGCCCCGCUGGAGCCAGUAAACUCCGGGACAGCUCGGAUGAUCAGGCGCGUGCCGCGGAAGAUCUGUGCGAAGAGUUGAUGAAGGCCUGCGAGAGCCACGAUGCGGACGUCGGCCAAGUCAAAGCUUGGGCGCAGGCCAAGAGUCAGGCGGAAGGCUUGAUGCACGUGAGCGGCGACAGCGUGACCAUCAGUGGGGCCUCAGGGGCUGUGCAGCAUGUGCUCAACCAGCGUUUUGUGACCGCCGCGAGUGGCAACAAGUUGUCCUCAGAGAUGUGUCAAGUUCUGGGACAAUCCUCGUGCAAACUUUGCCGCAGUGUGGCCUUGUCAAAACCCCCAUCCUCGGGCACUGAUGCGGCGCAGGAGGGCCUGGAGGCUUUGGAUCACAGUCUUCAGGGUGAGGCCAAAGCCUGGUUGGUCUGCUGCUUGCGUCCCAAUGAUGUUGGACAAGCGGAUCGUGUGAAUCGCGAAGUGAUGCUGCAGCAAGUGCAAGACCUUCGUUUGGCGGAUGCCGUUCAUCUCUCGGGCGGGCACUCGAUCAUUUGGCCCUUGCUGCUCAGCUCGGCUUGA
Molecule: messenger RNA, 2136 nt
Organism: Cladocopium goreaui
Lineage: Eukaryota; Dinophyceae; Suessiales; Symbiodiniaceae
Source: the annotation of a GenBank genome assembly